AUGGCUUUUCUCAAACGUCUCCGUCUCCAUUAUCUUGAACUGAAAAAAGAUCUUCCUCCAUUAUGUCAUGCAGAACCUGAAGAUCCUGAGAAGGAUCUCACUCAUUGGAUUGGUUAUAUUGAUGGACCCGAACACACACCAUUUGCUGGUGGAAGAUUUCAUCUUAUCAUUGAUUUUCCAGCCGAUUUUCCAUUCACAGCACCAGAUAUUCGUUUUACUACGCCAAUUUAUCAUCCAAAUAUUAGUACAAAAGGUGAAAUAUGUUUAGAUAUUUUGCAUUCUCAAUGGUCUCCGGCAUUAAGUAUUCGUGCCCUCUUAGUAUCAUUAUGUUCACUGCUAUCAGAUCCUAAUCUUACACAUGGAUUGAAUAAAGACGCAUUAAAACUCUAUCAGACAGAUCAGAGAAAAUAUGAGGAAAUAAUAAGAGAAUGGACAAGAGAGUAUGCUGGUGAUCGAUCAAGUCUCAAGUGA
Molecule: messenger RNA, 471 nt
Organism: Rotaria sordida
Lineage: Eukaryota; Metazoa; Rotifera; Eurotatoria; Philodinida; Philodinidae
Source: the annotation of a GenBank genome assembly